Messenger RNA from Onychostoma macrolepis, 4724 nucleotides. RefSeq names its product tweety family member 1 (gene ttyh1). The transcript is spliced from 15 exons. Bases 1208 to 2983 code for a protein of 591 amino acids. Gene Ontology annotation, molecular function: intracellularly calcium-gated chloride channel activity; volume-sensitive chloride channel activity. Lineage: Eukaryota; Metazoa; Chordata; Actinopteri; Cypriniformes; Cyprinidae. The record is from RefSeq and is a predicted model, not a curated record. Gene Ontology annotation, cellular component: smooth endoplasmic reticulum membrane; plasma membrane.
CUUGGCACACAAAUACCCAUCUCUCUAUCCCUCGCUCGUUCUGUUGUUUUCAUUGUAUUUUUUUUAUUAAUCCCCCUAUCUCGGUUAAACCUCCAGGGCCACCGAGAGUCUAGCAUCCCUUCAACCCUUUCUUCCACCACCCAUCACCUGCUUCAUUUGUGUUUAAAGAGUGCAUCAAAUAAACAUUUAUGGGAAUUCCCUGAGAAUUUACGCCAAACUACACGGAUUACAUUUGGAAAACCUUGUGACGUGUCGUUAUUGUCUUUUUUUAUUCUUUAAUUUGACAAAAAAACAUCUUGUACGUGCUUUUCUCACAAUUAAUCACCUUUCUUUCAAUCUCUGUCAUUAUGUGUUGUCAUGCACUCGGUCUAAAUACAGUACAUGUGUAAAUCCCUCCAUCCCUUUUUGUCUCUUGCACACAAACACCCACAGUGAGAGUGAGAGAGAGAGAGAGAGAGAGAGAGGGAGUGCCAAGUUCAGUCCUGUUCAUUGGGACCCUCAGGACCACACCAAUUUAAAUCUGCCAUUCACUUACUUAAAUCAGACUCAAAUGUGUUUGAAUAUGGUACAAUUAAAAUAAACCGAUUUUUAUCCCCACAAUAUAAAUAGCUUUUUUAUUAGCCAUAGUUGUUAGUAUUUUAAACAAACACACUGCACUGGAAGGUUUGGAAGGAACCCCUGGAUGUUAUGGAUUUGCUAUUUCUGCAGACUGAACAUCGACGACCUAGUUGUGGAUUUUUUUUUUACACGAAUUCUGACUGAGAACAAUUAAUUUCGGAAGUUUUUCAUUUCAAUGACUCUAGGCGUCCCUUCGCGCGACUGUGGACGAUGAUUCAAGUUCUCCGCGGAUUUCAAAUCAAGAGUGAAACUGACGGAUAGUCGUCGGGGUUUGAAGGAGUCGUUCCUCUCUUAAAACAUCCCUCAGGGAUUCUCGCCUCUCUCCGAAGACCUGUUUCCCAUCAUCCAUCAGCGAACACAAAGACCGGGCGCAUACUGGAGCUGAAAAUACUGGAGCUUUCUCCUGAAGCCCUUUAACGUUACAACAGAUCUCACCACUCAGGAUGCAAACCGUUUCAACGGUCAGCGGUCUCAGUAAACGCAUCUAAUCGCAAACUAAUUCAAACGAGCGUGACUGAGGUGGAAGCACCCACAUUAGGCUGCUGCAAAUUAAGAUACUUGAGAAAGACAGUGGUGGUUUACAGCAGUCAUGGCAGCCAUAGCAACUGUCCCUAACUACACUCCAUCGAUAUGGGUACGGUUAUGCCAUGCCAUUCCUCGCCUGGACUUGACCCUGCAGACCCGAGACAGCGUGUUCACUCCAGACAGUUGGGAGUAUCAGCAGACUCUUCUGGUCCUAUCCAGCUUCUCUGCCAUUGCUCUCGUCCUCUCGUUACUUGUAGUUCUCUCCUUCCUUAUCCACUACUGCUGCUGCCAUCGUGGUGAGGGUGGCCGGGAUGCAGAGGAAGAAGAGGAUGACGAUGAUGCCAGCGGUGGCCAUGGAUACAGCGGCAGAAAGGGGCGGGGCAUCUGCUGUGUCACAUGGGUAUCGGUUGCAGCCGUCACAUUGUGUUGUGUUGCCAUAGGCAUCGGUUUCUACGGCAACAGUGAGGCGAACGAUGGGAUGUAUCAGUUGACCUCAUCCUUGCUUACUGCCAAUUACACACUGGCUUCCAUCGAUCUUCUGGUUUCAGACACCGUAGUCGGGCUGCAGCAGUCUGUCUCAGGGCCCUUGACCUCCAUGGAGGAAGUGUUCGGUGGGCAUAAGCCGGCACUCGUGCCCACACGCUCCUGCAGGCGUCUGUCAGAGCGGGUCGUGUCUCUCCUCUCCAACCUGACACUGGGAAGAGGUCUGAUCCCCAAUGCAGAUGGAUUUUACAGGGCAAACGGGAGUGAAAGCAUAGUGGGAGCGCUCACCCCAGCACCUCCUUCUGUAGCCCCCACUCUCAGUCCAUCUGUCAACAGCAUUCCUGCACCGUUCUCCCCUGGCUGGGCAGCAAACACACUCAUGGUGAAUGAAGACUACAGGUGGCUGUCGUACGUGCUGCUGCUUUUACUGGAUCUGAUGGUGUGUUUCUUUAUUCUUCUGGGUUUAGCCAAACAGGCCCGCUGGCUACUUAUUCUGAUGACAGUGCUGGCCUGGUUGGCUCUGUUUCUGAGUUGGGGUUCUCUCGGCCUGGAGACGGCCACAGUGGUGGCCCUGAGUGACUUUUGCUUUGACCCAAACACUUUUGUGCUCAACUCCACUCACUUCAACUCUAGGACAAACACAGAAAUCCUGGAUUAUUACCUAACCUGCAGCAGGAAAAUGAGCAGCCCUUUUCAACAGAUACUGACCCAGUCCCAGAGAGCGCUUUCCAGCAUCCACUCUCACCUUUCCAGUCUGGAGAGAGACGCCCUCCCACGCUUUCCAAAGGCAGAGAAGUCACUCAGGGAGGUGCAGCAGAUCCUCAACACCACUGAGGGCAACUUCCACCAGCUGGUCGCACUUCUCAACUGUCGAGGGCUGAACAAGGAUUAUGUGGACUCUCUGAAAGGCCUGUGCUAUGAUGGAAUGGAGGGGUUGCUCUAUCUUUCGCUGUACUCGUUUCUCUCGGCUUUGGCUUUCACAGCUAUUCUUUGCUCCCUCCCUGGAGCCUGGAGGAGUUUCCACAGUGAUUCAGAGGAAUACGAGGACUCCGACAGUGAAAGCGAGGACCCCUUCACUUCUCAUCAGGCACGUAGACAGACGGCCACGGGCUCCCAGCGAGGGGCCUUGCCCCCCUUCUAUAGUUACCAGGGGGCCGGCUGGACUCCCCCCUUUUCUAGCGCGCCUCCGUUACCGACUCCAAACGUUUCCUCCAAUGGCAACCCUGGUUAUGAGAACCUGCCUUUGAGUGACAGGCAGUCCCCACCCCCCUCUUACUCUCCCAGCAUGCUGACUGGCUACGGCAGCAGUCAAUCACACCCCAACCCGUCCCAUUCAAGAAACCUGUACUCGCACUAAUUAUUUUUCUGUACAGUAGAAAAGAAAGAUAUAGAGCAAGGUUUAGUUUUCAUAUGGAUGGACACUUUAUGAGACGAGAGACUAAUUUAAAACUCUAGAUGUUAAAUAUCUGUGUGUAACGUCAGUACCAUUGAGUCAUUUGGGUGUGACAGACAGAAAAAGCUGUGCACUUCAUUUAGUCGAUCGAUCCUAUCACUUCCUGUCCCUCUAGUGUCAUGUUGUACAUAGCUGGUGGAAACAAGAUGGUAUUGACGUUACAGUAGUGGUCUAUUUUUAAAUGUAUAACCACUUUAUUUUGGAGUUUUUAUAUUGUUACAUGUAGUCACAGAUACAUAGUGGCGAUGGCACAAUUUCUUUGUAUGAUUAUGCAGUUUUUUUUCUUCACCUUUCUUUUUUUUUUUAAAUAUUUGACAGGACCCUAUUUUAUAAGUGGCAAUUCUGUAUUACCUUGUAUACCCUCUGAUACUAUAUGAUUAUUUAUUUAUAUAAUAUAAAUAUAUGAAUAUAUAUAUUCACUGUAUAAACGUUUGAUUGUUAAUGCAUUUUGAUGAUCAGAGAAAAAAAAAAAAUCUGUAAAAUAUUGUUGAGGGCUAGUGUCUGUUUCCUCUGCUGGCUCUGAGCAAUACAACUGCGUUUUGCCAUUUGCAAUGCAGUGGCCACAAUGUAAGCAGCAAUAAUCAUCAGGAUAUCUUGCAAACACCAUUUGUGUCUGUGUGUGUCAGAGGUUCUCAUGACAUGUUCAGUAUAUACCGUAUAUAGAUAUAUAUACAUUUGAAAUUGCAUUGGUCCCUUCUCUUGGCUAUCAACCUGUUGUUAAUCCUUAAAAAAAAUGAGUUUCUAUGGUUUAAUGCUCCUUUUGAAUGGCAUCCUUUUUCACUACAGAGUCUAAUAUAAAUGAAAUAAAAAUACAGUAACAAAAGCGGAAUGUCUGAAAAUGUUUUUAUGUCUUUACAGCUGCUGAUGCAAAACACUACAAGCAUCCUGCUAAAUAAACCUAUACCUGGUUAUUACCUGCAAUAGGUGAGAAUGAUUUCCCAUAUAAAAUGUUGUUUUUAUUACUUAUUAUAUUAAAUAAUAUUAUUUAAAUUAUACAUUAAAUAUUAUUUAAACUAUUUGACCUGUCUAACCUAUUUAUGCCCAGUACUGAAUCAAUCAUUUGAAAUUUUUUUUCACAAUUACAGCUUUUACACAUAAAAUUCAGUAAAGAUUUAUGCAGAAGUGUUGUUAUUUUUAACUAAAACUAUUAUUAAUUGACAUGAAUCUGACAAAAAAACAAAAAAACAAAUUACGAAAUGUUGACUUGGCAACUGAAAAAAAAAAAAAAAAAAAGUUUAAGUACUUAAAUUAUUAAAACUAAAAGAUAAAAAACUAAAAUAUAAAGCUAAAUGUAAAUAUUAAAUAUUAUUAUUAAAAUCAUUACUAAAACGGGUGUGUGUGUAUGUGUAUAUAUGUGUGUAUGUUUUUUCCACUUCAUUUCAACAACAAUAGAUAUCUGACAGUUAUAGAGCAGUAUGGUGUCUACAGGGGCACUUGGCUCAUAAUUAGGUCUGGGGGAAAAAACAGAAUUAAAAGAAUUUAAUUAAAUCCCACAUUUAUUUCAUUUACAUUUAUUUCAUUAAUUUUGGGCACUUUUUGUGGCAUACUUGCUCAAAGUCAUCAGACCCUGCUCUGCAAUUAACAUGAUCCUUUUUGCAAAUUCAAAUAACUGAUUCCCUGACUUGAUUAAAUAUCAUUUAUAUGA